AUGUCAAACUCAUCAACCUCAAGGGUUAAAUUCAGUCCAGAAGAAGAUGUUAAGCUUCGAAAGUUAAUUAAACUACUUGGAAUUAGAGAUUGGGAAAUUAUUGCCCUUGAAAUGAAAUCUAGGACAGCACGCCAAUGCAGAGAUAGAUGGUGCAAUUAUCUUGAUCCAACCCUGAAUAAUACACCAUUCACCGCUGAUGAAGACGCUCUUCUUUUGGAUUUGUACGUUGAAUAUGGAGCAAAAUGGUGUAAAAUUGCACAGCAUUUUAAUGGGAGAUCUACUAAUAAUUUAAGAAAUCAUUAUAAGGUUCUUGCUCGUAGAAUAGCUCGAAUUGACAAAAAACAAAGAUCCACUUCGAAAAAGAUUGAAACACAAAAAUCAAUUGAUCAAGAAUUACCAGAAAUGAUACAUACUGUAUUCAAUGAAAUGAGCAUGUAUUUUGAAGGUGAAAAUUUAGAAUCUUUGUUUUAG
Messenger RNA from Trichomonas vaginalis G3, 471 nucleotides. Its product is annotated as RNA polymerase II transcription regulator recruiting protein. NCBI's taxonomy places the organism in Eukaryota, Parabasalia, Trichomonadida, Trichomonadidae. Gene Ontology annotation, cellular component: nucleus. The transcript has a single exon. Gene Ontology annotation, molecular function: DNA-binding transcription factor activity, RNA polymerase II-specific; RNA polymerase II cis-regulatory region sequence-specific DNA binding. The record is from RefSeq and is a predicted model, not a curated record. Gene Ontology annotation, biological process: regulation of DNA-templated transcription. Bases 1 to 471 code for a protein of 156 amino acids.